AUGGAAGUGUUUCGACUUGAAAAGGAAAUUUUGAAAUAUUUGGGAAUCGAAAAAUAUUCAACAAAACGCAUGAAGUAUGUCACUGAUGUACAAAAAUUUUUGAACAAUCUAGCGAUGUUUUACUGUGUUUUUGUUUCGGCUUCUUACAUUCUCUCUGCAAAAGACCUUCUUGACAUGGCUGAAAGCUUGUCACCGAGUACGUCUGUGCUCGUUAUGUUGAUAAAAUAUGCAGUAUUUUGUAAACGAUCUGGACAGAUUUUCGGAUUUAUGGAUGAAAUUGAGGAAUUCAAUGGUCUUUACAAGGAUUUUCCAAAUGCCAGAGAAAUACUGACAAAAGCCAAUAAGCAGUCAGUAAAAAUCACAACUCCAAUAAAAUUUUUGGUCAUUGCAAUUUCAACGUUUUACAUAAUGAAGCCUUUGAUAGUUGACUUAGUUUAUUAUUUAUUCUAUGGCAUCCAACCAUCUCGAGGUGUUCCACUUAAAGCUGAAUUCUUUUACGAUGUAAAAGAUUCGCCAGCUUAUGAAUUGAUAUAUCUGCUACAAAUUUACCAAAUAAUAUUAACUUGUUUCUUAACUUUUGUCACAGCUUCAGUUUAUAGCAAUUUCUGUCACAACAUUAGUGGUCAUUUUGAGAUCCUUCGUGGCUCAAUUAAAGACAUGAAAAUUGACGAGUUUGUCAUCUACCACCUAAAAUUGAUGGACAUAACAAACAGGCUUAAUUUAAUCUAUAAGCCAAUGAUUUUUACAACAUAUACCAUUGGAACAGUUGUUUAUGUUGUACUUGGACUUGUGAUCAUAACUGCUGAUAGCUUUUUGAAAAAUUUAACACCAAUUAUGCACGCAUUUGCAGCUCUGAUUUAUGCCGCUAGUUUUUCAUAUGGAAGUCAAAAAAUCAUGGACUCUUCUGAGUCUAUUUGUGAUGAAGCAUAUAAUAUUGAUAAAGAUUACAUUAUGGUACUCAUGAUGGCCCAAAAGAAACUGAGAUUUACGACCCCAUUUUUUGAGGCGUCACUUGAAACGUUUAGCUUUAUGCUGAGUCGAUCAUGGUCGUUCAUUGCUGUCUUAAAUUCGUUUGUUUAA
Chironomus riparius is the source of this 1080-nucleotide messenger RNA. The record is from the annotation of a GenBank genome assembly. Lineage: Eukaryota; Metazoa; Arthropoda; Insecta; Diptera; Chironomidae.